UAGCUCGUUGACCCAUUUAACGAAAGCGUCGCGUCAUCCCGGCUCGUGAGGGCAAGAACAAAGUUUUGCUGAACAAGGUUUCUGUUCAAACAAAAUGGUUUCAGUUGAAAUUUCGCCAGAGUAUGGCUACGUUAUUUUAGUAUUUGUUGCAACAAUUUUCCUGAACUUUUGGCUUGGAAUUAACGUUGGCAAAGCGAGGAAAAAACACGAAGUACCUCUUCCACAGAUGUACAGUGACAGAGACCAGAAGUUUAACUGCAUUCAAAGGGCACACCAGAACAUGUUAGAGAGUUAUCCCUAUGUACUGGUGUUACUGCUCCUGGGAGGCAUUAAACAGCCAGUUAUUGCUGCAGCUGCAGGGUCCAUCUGGAUUGUUGGCAGAGUGUUGUAUGCCUUGGGAUACUAUACUGGGGAUCCAGCAAAGAGAAGCCGUGGAGCAAUUGGUUACAUUGGAUUGUUGGCACUUCUGGGUUGUACUGUUCAUCUUGCCUUAUCACUGCUUGGUAUUGCAUAAAUUAUGGGUCAGCUGUCCAGGUGUACUUGAGUAUGAACUACAUACAACUGUAGUUAUUAGAUAAUGGAAAACAUAAUGAAGUUGUAAAAUAUUAUCUGAACAUUUAAUCAGGUACUAUCCAAGAUUGUUUUUUAUAUUUUAGACAGAAUAUAACACAAUGUUAUUCUUUUUUAAUUUUGAAAGUGGUGUUAUGUAGCAUUUUGAUGCAGAAUAAUACAAUUAAGGGUUUUUAUAGCUUCCUUUUUUCUUUAUUCUUCUAAGCCAUCAGCUUACCAAUUUCCAAUUUUAAAUACUUACAAAUGUGUGUACCAUAAUUUUCUUUACUCUGUUAAAAGAUUUGUGCAUUCCUUAAAUUUUCCUUUUGUGUAAAAUGCAUUUUUAAACUAUGAACAAUAAUUAAAAAGGAUGGAACAUGUCUUUGACCACACUGGGAGCUACAAAAAAAAAAAAAGAAAUUAUGACAGUAGCCAUCUUUUAUUAUAGCCUUUGAAGUAAUUGUUUCAUUUUCUUUUAUACUUACAUUUUAUAUAAUUUGUGUAGAAAAUGAAAAUAAAAAUUUCUCCUGAUAUGCACGGUUAGUAUUCUGAACUUCAGAUCAGAUGCAUGCCAUUUCUUCAUUUUUGGAUCUCCAUAUGUGCACUCCAAUCAUUCCAGUAGCAGGCAUAUUGUGGGAAUUUGAAAUUGAAAAAGCAGGCCUGCACUAAGUCUGAGACUCAGACCAAGAGCUAGAUACCUGGUUGUAAAUUCUUCAGAUAUGUAUGAACUUGGCUGAAAGCAGAUAUUUUGUGUUAUUACCCAACUUGUGCAUUUGAAGCUGUUUUAACAAUCAUUAAAAAUUAUAAAAGCAUGCUCUUUAGCUUCAGUAUUAGUAUGUCUACCUCACAGUGUUAGGCUCCUCACAGGGUAGUACUAAUCAAGUGUGUUUUAAGGACGUAUUGAUAGAAGCACAAAUUAAUUGAAAAUUUUUAGAAAACAUAACUUGUAAACAUUAUCUAGAUGCAUUUUGUAUACUUGUUAUCAUUCUAUAUUGAUUAGGCUACCUUCAGGUAACAGCCAUGUCAUGUAUUAAGCACUGAUAAGUGCUGUACAGUGGUUAUAAUGCCAUUUGUCUUCUGUGUGACAAAUAAAAAGUAUAAAAAAGUA
Messenger RNA from Lingula anatina, 1657 nucleotides. Its product is annotated as glutathione S-transferase 3, mitochondrial. Lineage: Eukaryota; Metazoa; Brachiopoda; Lingulata; Lingulida; Lingulidae. Gene Ontology annotation, cellular component: endoplasmic reticulum; membrane; nuclear envelope. The record is from RefSeq and is a predicted model, not a curated record. Gene Ontology annotation, molecular function: glutathione peroxidase activity; glutathione transferase activity.